Gallus gallus (chicken) is the source of this 5993-nucleotide messenger RNA. RefSeq names its product phosphotriesterase related (gene PTER). Gene Ontology annotation, molecular function: hydrolase activity, acting on ester bonds; zinc ion binding. Bases 4324 to 5373 code for a protein of 349 amino acids. Gene Ontology annotation, biological process: catabolic process. NCBI's taxonomy places the organism in Eukaryota, Metazoa, Chordata, Aves, Galliformes, Phasianidae. The transcript is spliced from 6 exons. The record is from RefSeq and is a predicted model, not a curated record.
AGGGUUGAGGUGCUGCCGGCGGGGGCCGACGUGCUGCCGGCGGAGGGUCCCGCCGCGGGGUGAGCGAGCGAGCGCGGCCGGGCCCUGAGGCGCGGCGGCUGUGGGCGCCUCUCCCGUCAGGCCGGCGGGAGCGGCGCGGGGACCGGGAAACUUCGCCGAAGUUACGGCCGAGAGCGGCUCGCGGCUCCGGGGAGGGCGGGAGGCGGCGGUGCCGAGCUGAGCGCUCAGUAGAGGGCAGCGGCACCGCAGGCUCGCGGGGUCAGGGCGCUGAGGCGUGGUAUGGCCUACCCGCCGCGCGUGGCCGCAGCCCGAUGGAGGGCGGUACUGGUGGGGGGCGGGGAGCGGCGGCGGGAGGGGCCGGGAACGCCGCCUGUGUGCUGUGUGCUGGUUAGCUGGUCACGGCGAGCUGGGGCUGCUUCGUUGCGUGUGCUGCUACGCGCUAUUAUUAGAGCUGGUAUUUAAUGUUGGUGCGUGCGUAGCGAGUUAUAUAUUGGGACGACGUCCUCUGCAGAACUCUGUCGUCAAAGGGAAGUUCUGUGAGGGAACAAGUGCCUCAGUCCCAAACUCGGACCUUCAGAGCUGUCUUUAGCUGCUGCUCCACAUGGAAGCUUCCGCUGCCCUCUGAGAUGCUUCCAUAGCUGUUUGAACUGCACAAGGCUCGGCAGCAGAACUCAGUGCUGGCCUGCAGGCUAUGCUGGGAUCAGGCACCGUGUGUCUGCCGUGGCCUGAGGUGCAGCGCCCCUUAGGAAGCUCUGUUCGGUGAAGCCCUGCUUUCUGCAGCCUUGCAGCGGUGCGGGGGCAGCGGGAAGGAGCACACUGUGCCAGGGCAGAUGUUCAGCAAGAUUCCCUUGGCACCAGCCAGCAGUGCCCCAGGCGCUGGGCAGCCCCUGAAGCAGUUCCUGUGCUGUGGUGGGCCUGGUCCUGAGCUGAACCGUGUACAUCACGUUGGUGACCAGCUCAGAUGAACAACUUCUGUGGCCAAGCAAGUUCAUCAUCUGUAUAAAUGAUCUGUAGGAAAUCUGAAGAUAUUCCAGUUUUUUUAAGUGUAUUUCUUGUUGAGGAUGCUGUCUUCUGUGUGCUGGAAGCCUGUGGCAGCUCUUGAAUGAAACAGGUUUUUAGCCAGAGGUCACUUCCUUUUUGGAAAAUAGUGUUUUGCCUGUGUAGAAUUGCCCUGUGGUUUAUGCUGAAUGUGUUUGUUAUUCAACAUUAUCUGCCAUAAUAUGUUCUGUAGUGUUUAAAGGUUGUUGCCUUUUUCCUGCUGGGGGCUGCGUUUUGGCGAUGGGUGAAGUGAUGCUUGUAAUAGGUAGUUUUGUAUCGUUUUGUCAGGUACUGCAGGAUUGUUACAUGAAAAACUAUGUAUGUGUCAUUUACUAUUAUGUGUGCCUCUCAUGUUUUGGAAUUUAACAGACAUAAUAUCUGCCCUCAUGUCACCAUCAUCGCAUUCAUUUUUGUAGUAAUAAUCAAAGGUGGCAACAAUGGCAUUCAGAUGUUUAAUUACAUUUCAUAUAGGUGACCAGUGUUAACUUAUUAAAUUAAUGCGUGGUGGAGCGGGAGCAAGUGUCACCACUUCCCUCUGUGCCUAGGAAGACAUCAGCUUGCUCCUCGCAUAUCAAAAUCAGUAUAUAGUCAGCCAUAUGGCACCCGAGAGUGUUUAUUAAAGGAAUGUUUCUCCGAACAUUCUGUGUACUUUAUUUCUUAUUUCACUUCAUGUGGAUCUAAAAUAUUUUUUCCAUCUCUCGGAAAUUAAAACAUUGAACAACAUUCAUUCUUCAGCAAGCUGAAGCCAAGAUUUCUUAAGGUUUCAUGAAAAUUAAUAAAGCUGGAUUUUUGCUUGCAUCAGACUAGCCUCCUUCUCCACACUUUGCUUACCACUGGGCAUUUUCAGAUGGGUCUGGAGAAGUUUUUCUGGUCUCACUGCUGGAACUUUUGAGGGCUGUGAACUUUGGUGCGGGGAUCCCCCUCUUUGUUACUCAUUUCACACUGAGUAUCAAAGAUUUCUUGCAGUGCAACUAAUUAGCAGUUUCCAGGACAAAGACACUGAGUUUGUAUCUUCUUGCAGAAAUACUUUGUUAUUCUGUGACACAGAAAGAGAGGACAGUUCUCUGUACAGUUCUUGUUAACUGUGACCAUUCAGCUGUACUUUGAAAAAGCCAAAGGAUAUGCAGGAAAGCUGACAGUCUUUCCAGCUUCUGUGUGUUGGUUGUUCCUGCUGUUCUGUUAUUGUACCCAGCUGAGGGUGAGAGAGUAGUCCAGGUUGUACAAGUAAGAGUUCAUUGAGCAGCCUGAUCUAGUGAGAGGUGUCCCUGCCAGUAAGGGGGGCGUGGAACUAGAUGAUCUUAAAGGUCCCUUCCAACCCAAACCAUUCUAUGUUUCUGUGAUUGACUUUGACCGCUGGCAAAGCAUACAGACUCUAUAAAGAUGGACUCUGAGAUACAGGACAGCUCUUAAGUUGCACCCUGGCAUUUGGUUGCCUCAUGUUUUGCUGUGUGGGCUAGUUUCUGCUGGAGCAGAAGUUGCUGCAGUCUGCCAUCUCAGAUGAGGCACUAAACCAUCUAUCUGUACUAUGGAGAUAUCUGUGAUCUUAAGUAAAGAGAAAACCAAUUAAAUCAAUAAGAAUAAUGGUAGUUAGCUCUACGCUUAAGUUUCAGAUCUGAAAAUUGGAGGGAAUGAAGACUAGAGACAUAUUCAUUUCCCCUAUUACACUGUCAUAGCAAGAGAGCAUGCGCUUGUAACCCAGCCCCAUGAGAAGCAAAUAAGAUUCCUUUUAGCCCUAGGAAUACAAACACAUGUAUCAGCAUGCAGGCCUUGGCCCGUGUUUGCACAGACUGUUAUACAGUGUAAAGUGACUUCAGUCCUGAUAUUUGGCCUAAAACCACUGUAUGUGCAUGUAAAAUAUAAUUAAUGUAAUGCUUGAUCCUAGGGCAGAAUUUUUAUAUGACCUUUUAUCAGGAGUAGUUUUGGAAGCGGCCCAAAGUACAAAAUCCCUGGAGUUCUUAUAAAGGAGAAGCUGAUGAAAAAAACAUUUAUGGGGAUGUUGAUCUCUGAUCUCUGAGGAAGAGAAACUGCCAUGUAACUUUGCUCUGAGAAGCCUCAGUUUUGAGUCUGGUAUCUGCCUAGAAAUAAGGUAAAAUGAAAAUCUGACUCUAUUGUCUUAACAGCAGCUGAACUUAAACCAAAUUUUUAAAAAGUGUGUGUGUUAAACGGUAAGGAAGAAAUCAGUUCUGUGCUUCUCUGACUCAAGACCAAAGUAGCAUGAGAAUGUGACCCUCAGACUGUGUGAUGCUGGAAGGUCAGCCUGUCUGCCAGUAGCUGAGCAAUGCAAGGAGUGUGCAGUGAGAAUGUUCACUUAUCCUUGCAGGUGAAUGUUUUAAAAGCUUUGCUCUCACUUGCCCACUUCCCUUCCCAAACGUGUAUUUUCCGAAGAUUCCAAGGACAAUAAAUCAAUAUAUUGGCCUUUUCCCUAUGUUGAAAUAGUGUUUAAAUUCCCUUACAAGUCAAGUGUCUUUGCUACUGAUUUGUAGGACAUUGCCAGUACCAGAAUGCUCCGGUAUUUGCCAGUACUGAAUAUCUCUGGGAUCAGGUGUUUAAGGGGAAAAAAAAUACAAGGGAUGGGCAAUACUUUUUGAUUAUUUCCCCCAGAAGAUCUCAUGUUGUUGGAUCCACUGGCCAGUUCCUACCCGGUCAGGAGAUUACAGACACGUGAAAUGAGGAGGUUCUUACUUUUCCUUGAAAGCAUAGCCACACAAAGAUGAGAAACUUCAAGUGCCCUAUUAAGUGAAGAGCUACCAUUUAUGCUUCUAUGGAGUUAGAUGAGAGCUCCUAUAAGAGAGAGAUGCUGUAAGUGUUGACCUCCUGUCAGAGAGCUUUAGUCAAGGUAAGGAAAAUCACUCCUGGCACACAUAGAUCCCUUAGGUCACUAAAGCUUGCCCCAGUGUUACAUGCAAGGAGAUACUAAUAGGCCACUCCGAUGCAUUUUUACUGGGACCUAGGGGGGAAGCCAGCACUGUACAUCCCCUUUCCCUUAGUACUUCUGCACUAAGCAAGGGGCCAUACAGUGAAAAGCUGUCACGACACUUUUUUUUUUUUUUUUUUAAGCAACAGAAUAUGAAGCAAGUGAAUAAAGGAAGCACUGCCUCUACUCGGACGGAUACGAUGAGUUGCUGCAGCUUUAUUUUCUGAGUUAGUAUGAAAUUCAGAAAGUCUGUUAGUCUCAUAGCUCCAGUCUGGGAGGAACCCUGGUCUGUGGGAGAGUCCUUUGGCACUACCAGAGUGUAAAUUAGAGAUUUCCAAACCCAAAACACUGUUAUGGCCAGCUGAAGAAAAAUGUCUUCCUUGAGUGGAAAGGCACAAACUGUGCUCGGCCUGGUGGAGCCGGAGCAACUCGGCUGUACAUUGACUCAUGAACACUUGUCCAUGGACUACAGCAGCUUCUUCUGUCCACCUUCACCAGGCCAAGAGCCUUUGUCUGAGGGGCCCAUCAAGAUGAAGAACUUAUUUUGGAUCAAGCAGAAUCCCUACAGCCAUAAAGACAACCUUCUUCUGUGUCAGGAGAUAGAUGCCGUGAGGGAGGAGCUGCUGCAUUUUAAAGCAGCAGGUGGUGGGACUAUUGUGGAGAACACAACCACGGGAAUCCGUCGGGAUAUGAAGACUUUGAAGAAACUCGCCGAAGAAACUGGAGUCCAUAUUAUUGCUGGGGCAGGGUUUUAUGUGGAUUCCACGCAUUCUUCUCAAACACAGGCUAUGACAGUGGAGCAGCUCACAGACAUCAUUGUUGAUGAGAUCCUCCACGGAGCAGAUGGGACUGACAUCAGGUGUGGAGUGGUGGGAGAGAUCGGCUGCUCCUGGCCCAUGACUGCAAGCGAGCGCAGGGUGCUGCAGGCGACUGCACACGCACAGGCACAGAUCGGGUGCCCCAUCAUCAUCCACCCUGGCAGGCACAGCGAUGCACCCUUCCAGAUAGUUCGUAUCCUGCAGGAAGCUGGGGCUGACGCUUCCAAAACAGUCAUGUCUCACCUCGACAGGAGCAUAUUUGAUACAAAGAAACUUCUGGAAUUUGCUAAACUUGGAUGCUACUUGGAAUAUGACCUAUUUGGUACAGAAUUUAUCCAUUACCAAUUCCAACCUGACAUUGACAUGCCAAGUGACAAUGACAGAAUUGCAAGGAUUCGUAUGCUGAUCGAUGAAGGCUAUGAAGACAGAAUUCUGAUGGCUCAUGAUGUGCACACGAAGAAUAGGUUGAUGAAAUACGGAGGUCAUGGAUAUUCACACAUCCUCAAAAAUAUUGUUCCUAAAAUGCUGAUUAGAGGCAUUUCCCAGGAUAAAAUUGAUAAAAUACUGAUAGGAAAUCCAAAGCGGUGGUUGACUUUUAAAUAAGAACAGUGAAUUAAUGUUCCUACCUUAUAGGGAAGAUUGCUACAAUUCAGGUGUGAUUUAGGAGAGCAGCCAUUUAAAUAUGUGCUGCUUUUCAGAGAUCCACAAGGUAUUAGUGCUAUGAGCAACCUGAUUAUGACUUUUCCAUUAGACCAACAAAAUUACUUAUUUUCUCUGUAUUUCUUCCCUUCUAAAAGUCCAUUCAUGAAUGAUUUGCUGGAGAUGCGCCUAUCUGCAAAAUCUUUUCAGUGCAUUAAAAUAAUUGUUACCAAAGAGUAAUCUCAUAUUAGUGUUACAUCAUGCAAAAAUAUUUUUGAAGAAGCAUCAUCUGGGCUUUGAAAGAAAUUACAGUUUUCAAUUAAAUUCCCCUUCUCCAGGGUGUGAUUUUAAUUCAUCUAAUAUUGAUAAUCUGCUAAUUAUCCCUUUAUUAAGCACUAUUUAAAUGAUAUAAGGUCUGUCACUUUUGAAUCACUGCCAAAGAGAACAGAGGGCAAAAUUUCAAAUAAUUCUGAAAAGGCACUGUUUCUUUCUAGCUGAACAAUUUACUUAUUUCUAACUGAAACUGGAAGAAAAAAUACAUGAGAAAUACUAUUUUUUAAUAAAGCAAUUUGUAGACUCCUGUA